Messenger RNA from Prunus dulcis (almond), 785 nucleotides. RefSeq names its product dolichyl-diphosphooligosaccharide--protein glycosyltransferase subunit DAD1-like. Gene Ontology annotation, cellular component: oligosaccharyltransferase complex; membrane. The coding region runs from base 85 to 444 and encodes 119 amino acids. Gene Ontology annotation, biological process: protein N-linked glycosylation. The transcript has 5 exons. NCBI's taxonomy places the organism in Eukaryota, Viridiplantae, Streptophyta, Magnoliopsida, Rosales, Rosaceae. The record is from RefSeq and is a predicted model, not a curated record.
UAGUCAAGUAUUAGAUCGAUCUAAUACUGAAAGAAAGCAGCAGACGAAGAAGAAGAAGAGUGAAGUAUAUAGAGGAAGAGAAAAAUGGGGAAAGCAUCGACAUCGUCAACGACCAAGGACGCGCUUGUCCUCUUCAAUUCUCUUCGCUCAGCUUACUCUGCAACUCCCACCACUCUCAAGAUCAUUGAUCUCUAUGUUGGUUUUGCUGUGUUCACAGCUCUCAUCCAGGUAGUUUACAUGGCUCUCGUCGGAUCAUUCCCAUUUAACUCUUUUCUCUCAGGAGUACUUUCUUGUACAGGGACAGCAGUCCUCGCUGUUUGUCUCCGUAUUCAAGUGAACAAAGAAAACAAAGACUUUAAGGAUUUACCACCAGAACGGGCUUUUGCAGAUUUUGUUCUCUGCAACUUGGUGCUGCACUUGGUCAUUAUGAAUUUCCUCGGAUAAGUUAGCAUCUUUUGGUCUUCAUUGAUUCUGUUUCCUGGAACAAUGAUGAUAAGAUAUGAUCCUAAAGAAGUUUAAGAAUUUGAUGCGGUAACUUUUUCUUGGUAGUUUUAUUUUGUUUGGUAAACUUUACAUGAUAAGUUAUGUAGCCACAAUAUGCGAAAAAUGAACCUGCAAUAGUAUCUGUCUUUUAUUACAUUAUCAGGAUCUAUUCCUUAAAUAGUUUAUUGGAACUGUUUUUAUUACAUUACUGGUUGCUGUGGAUUUUGUUCAUUCUAGAGAUGGUUAAACUUGUAUCUGCCAGACCAUUUUAAUGCUCAGUUAGUAUUUAGCAUUUGAUCGGA